This is a messenger RNA of Lachancea dasiensis, 1320 nucleotides long. NCBI's taxonomy places the organism in Eukaryota, Fungi, Ascomycota, Saccharomycetes, Saccharomycetales, Saccharomycetaceae. The record is from the annotation of a GenBank genome assembly.
AUGAGUGGUGCUUCGAAGGUUUCAGAAGAUUUCAGUAGCCUUGGAGUAUCCAAGUGGCUGGUCGAGGCACUACGGUCUAUGAAAAUAGCCCAACCUACAGCCAUUCAGAAGGCAUGCAUACCCAGGAUUUUGGAAGGCAGAGAUUGCAUUGGAGGAGCUAAAACUGGUUCAGGUAAAACAAUAGCUUUUGCUGCACCCAUGUUGACCAAGUGGUCCGAGGAUCCCAGCGGCAUGUUUGGGGUGGUGCUAACACCAACCAGAGAACUUGCGAUGCAAAUUGCAGAACAGUUUACUGCUCUUGGAAGCUCCAUGAAUAUUAGAGUAGCGCUUGUGGUGGGCGGUGAGAGUAUCGUUGAGCAGGCGCUGGAGCUUCAACGGAGGCCUCAUUUCAUAGUGGCCACACCGGGUCGUUUGGCGCACCAUAUCACGAACAGCGGCGACGAUACAGUUGGUAGCUUGAAAAGAGUAAAAUAUCUGGUGCUUGAUGAAGCAGAUAUUUUACUUACCGAAACUUUCACGGAAGCAUUGGCUACCUGUGUCAGUAUAUUGCCCCCAAAAGAACGUCGUCAAAACCUGCUGUUCACUGCCACUGUGACGGACCAAGUCAAGUCAUUGCAAAAUGCUCCUACCAUUCAAGGCAAGCCCAAGUUAUUUUCGUAUGAGGUAGAAAGUAUGGAUAAAGUAGCAAUACCUGCAACUUUGAAGACCACCUACCUGCUAGUUCCUGAACAGGUGAAAGAGGCUUACCUUUAUCAGAUUCUCACGAGUGCUAUGUAUAGCGAGUCUAGUGCUAUCAUUUUUGUGAACAGAACUAUUACUGCCGAGAUUUUGCGAAGGACUUUGAAGCAACUGGACGUCCGUGUGGCCUCGCUGCACUCCCAAAUGCCCCAACAAGAGAGAACGAACUCACUGCACAGAUUUAGAGCAAAUGCUGCGCGGGUGCUGAUAGCUACUGAUGUUGCCUCGAGAGGUUUGGAUAUUCCAACUGUUCAACUUGUAGUCAACUACGAUAUAUCGGCCAACCCUGAUACUUUUAUUCACAGAGCCGGUCGUACUGCUCGUGCAGGCCGGUCUGGUGAAUCAAUAUGUUUUGUUACCCAGAGGGAUGUUUCCAGGAUAGAAGCCAUAGAAGUCAGAAUUAAUAAGAAAAUGGACGAAUUCAUAAACGUUCAUGAUACGGCUGUUAUCAGAAAGGCCUUAAAUAAGGUCACGGCAGCUAAGCGUGAGAGUCUGAUGGCUAUGGAGAAGGAAAAUUUUGGGGAGCGUCGCAAAGUCAACAAUAAGAAAAACGGCAAGGAAAAGACUUAUAGACGAAAUUAG